Molecule: messenger RNA, 771 nt
Organism: Cavenderia fasciculata
Lineage: Eukaryota; Evosea; Eumycetozoa; Acytosteliales; Cavenderiaceae
Exons: 2
Coding region: 1-771 (256 amino acids)
Source: RefSeq, a predicted model, not a curated record
AUGGAAAAUAUUGAAGCAUUUAGAUUAAUGUCUGGAUUGAUUCUAGUUCCAUUAUUGGUUUUUCAAAUCUUGCUUGGUGGAUUUGCACCAUUGUUUGAUCCAACUAUUAUUAUUCAACAAAAGAUAUCACAAAACUUACAAGUUAACAAUCAAACAGUAAAGUUUACACCUUUAUUUCCAGUAGAGAUGAUUGAACCAACAAUAGAUUAUGAUGACCUUAUUCGAAAUUAUUAUCAAGACCCACCACACUUUAAUAAUAUCGAUUUACCACAACCUAUUGAAUAUGCUCAUAUAGAUCCAUUAUACACUCAACAAUUAUACUUUGGAAUGGAGUAUUUGGGUUCAACGUAUUUAUUAAACAAAGAAAAGUAUGAACAAAAAUAUAAUUCAAAAUUGGUUGAAACCUCUGAAUAUAUAUUACCAAAUCUAUCAUUUAAUAGUAUAAGAGUAGUAACUACAGUAUCACAUUAUUUGGCAUUAUUAGUAAAUGGUAUUGCUUUGUUUACAUGUUGUUUUGAAUUAUCAACUAAAAGGAUUGAUGAAAAUGGGUUUUUUGUGCUAACAUCGAUUGCAAUGUUUUUUGGAAUCACAUUUUAUUUCAUUAUUUAUUGGAUUACAUUUCUAUUUAUUGACUACCUAAGAAUUGAUUUUAAAGAGUCAUCACUAUGUUACCAUGAUGGAGAAUAUUAUAAUUUUUGUCAAACUCUAUCUGGUUCAACAAAUGAUUAUCCAGGUGUAUGUCCAAAUAUAAUCAAUCAUCAUCAUUUUUAA